GUACAUAAUAUAUUUCCUUUUGAUUUUUGAGGUGGAAUUUCAAGAAACCCCAAAUACACAAGAGGUCCCAAUUUGUACAAUAAAACUUCAAUGUACAUCUUACCCUUACUUGUUAGACCCCACCAUUUAACCCCUUUCCCUUCCACCACCACGCCAACUCCACAUACAUAGUACGCCGGUACUACCUCAUUCUUUCACAUUUGCUUCCUCCAUCCAUUCCUUCUUUUUUUCCUCCCAUUUUCUUCACUUGUAUCUAUAGAACGAGUUCCCUUUAAUCUCCCUCCAAACUUCUCUACUAAAUCAAAAUAAACCCUUUCAAUCUAACCAAAAACCAAAGAUAAAUAAUGGACAAGGCGGCAGCAACAACAACAACAAGCUCUCUAGAUCAAACACAUGAUUUCAUGAACGUAGACUCCUUCUCUCAACUCCCUUUCAUACGCCCCGCUCCAACGACGAGCACCAAGCCUAGCUCCUGCUCCUCAGCUGCAGGCAUCCGCCUCUUUGGCAUCGACUUCUCCUCAUCCUCCACCACCGCCACCGACAACUCAGACUCCGGCGAUAGCAACAACCUUGAAAGUAGCAAAGACAACACAAACAAUAAUAACAAUAGAGAGAAUACUAAUAAUAAUAACAACAUGAGUAUUAGUAGUACGGAGAGUGGUAGGAAGUUCGAGUGCCACUACUGUUGUAGGAACUUCCCUACUUCUCAAGCCUUAGGUGGACACCAAAAUGCUCACAAGCGCGAACGCCAACACGCGAAACGCGCACACCUUCAGUCCGCUAUGUUGAGCGCUGAUCCCAACCAUCACCACCACCACUUCUAUAAUAACUAUUCACACCCUCACCAUCGAACUACUACUAAUAACUCUUACUACCCUACCUCACUUUCUACCACCCCUAGUUACUCUUAUCAUCAGUCUCACCAACAUCAGCAGCAUCAGCAGCAGCAUCAUCCGCCUACAAUCAAUGGCAGUCCGCUCGCCGUGUGGCGGAUCCCUACUUCUGUCCAUUCUCAUUCAUCACUACUUCAUCAGCAUCAUAAUUUUGCCACUGGAAUUCAUCGUGACCGUUCAUUGCACCCUUUGCCGCCUUUGUUGGCUGGAUCUCAUUCACCUGCUUUUACCAACAUUGAUACUACUUCUGCUUCUAAGGGUAGUUCAAGUAUUAAUAAUAAGAAUAAUAUGAGUAUAAAUAUGAGUAUAAGUAUGAGUUCUUCUCAUCAGAGUCAAGUACGCCGGAGCAGUAAUGACCAAUGUUGAUCAGAGCUGGUGCGGUGGUCUGGGAGGCUCCUGCCUCAUUGCGUCGCAAAAGUGGCACAUAUAACAGGUGAUAAGGCCUGCAAAUUUAAAGUUUCUGUCAAAAUGUGAGAACUUAAUUGUACUUUCCUAUGUCCACAUUGGGAUUUGAUUAGUUUCUUAGAUUAUACUAAAAAUAUGGUGUGUUUUGCGUUUCCUCUCCAAAUACUCCUUGUACAGUUUAGGAAUUUUCAACAAGUUUAAAUUUAUGAUUUCUUAAUGUAUGAUUAUGUUAAAAUUGA
Beta vulgaris subsp. vulgaris (sugar beet) is the source of this 1537-nucleotide messenger RNA. RefSeq names its product zinc finger protein 8. The record is from RefSeq and is a predicted model, not a curated record. Lineage: Eukaryota; Viridiplantae; Streptophyta; Magnoliopsida; Caryophyllales; Amaranthaceae. Bases 345 to 1259 code for a protein of 304 amino acids. The transcript is spliced from 2 exons. Gene Ontology annotation, molecular function: DNA-binding transcription factor activity. Gene Ontology annotation, biological process: response to gibberellin; trichome differentiation; trichome morphogenesis.